AUGAUGGUGACUGACACAAUAUCUAAAUGUGUUUUUGGACUUUUUCUUGUUUGUACAGUUGUCCAAGGUUUAAAAGGAGUAUCAACAUGCUAUGGCCCGACCUCACUACCCUGUACUUCACCAACACUGAUUUGUGGGGAUGGUGAAGUCAUUUCAGUAGCAACAGGAAUAUAUGGUCAGAAGGCAGCAUCUGAUAAUUGUCCUUCUGGUGGUAAUAUAUGUACCGCUAACGCCACCUGCUGUACAUUUCUAAAGACAAAAGAACUACGAGAAAAAAUGUCACCAGAAUUAAUCAAAUCUGUACAACAGAAUUGUACAUACCAACAAUCAUGUACCCUGAAUAUACCUUAUACCAGUUCCCAGGAUUACCACUUCACUUACUUCUCAUAUCAUUGUAUCGAAGCUGCGGCGGUUUUGAGUCUUAUGUGCAAAGAUACAGUUUCUGCAAAUAGCAAAUCCUAUAUGUUUUAUUUCGGAAAACAAAGAAGUGACAAGCUUGCCGUAAAUUGUUCCUGUGAGCUACAGUCUUCCUCAGAUGUGACUAUGUCUACACGUUAUGUCCAUCUAUCACCACAGACGUGUCCAAGCUUUCAGUCAACGCUUUCAAGAUUCAAUUUAUCAACUUGUAACGCAACUCAUGGCUUUGUUAGAGAAUACAAAUUCGUUGACCACUUUUUACCCCCAGUGGUUCUAUCAGUAGAAAAUCUGCUGGCGAGAGAUGAUGACAUAUUUUGGGUGGAGUUCUACAGUAGAGAAAGAAAGCCAAUUACAGUGUCGUGCUCAGGAUGUGGAAUUGAUAUUCAAGGAGCGUGUGGCAGAACGUCUCAUGUUUUACAAACCUGUUACGGGGGAGAAAUGUGUUCAGAACAUGAACUUAAGUGUAAGGAGGGGCAGAAUAUAGCUCUGACAUCAUCAGUUUAUUUUGGUGGGAGAAGUUAUAGAUCUCCCGUGUGUGAAUAUGCUACAUGUAACAGUGUAAGUAGAUGUUGUUCCUUUGAAGGUGGUGAUGCUCUAAGAACUUUUAAUGAAGAUGAACUUAAUACGCUGUACGACACAUGUUUGUUUAAGGAGUCGUGUACGAGCAUUCCACAAUAUAGAAAUCCAGGCAACUCAACAUAUAUUUCCUAUAAAUACGACUGUAUACCAGAAUCAAGUAUCAUUGAUAUGAUGGAAGAGGAAUCGGUUAGUGGAUUCACUGAAGUUUUUGUAAAAUACAGCGGAAAUAGAAGAUCAAAUGGGACAACCAUAAACUGUGGUUGUGAGGUCACUAGCCCCGCCUCUACAAUAACAUUGGCUGUUUACCAAAUUAGAAUGCAUCCUGACUCUUGUUGUCAGUUAAGUAUGACGUCACCGGAUACAAACCUUCCAGAAGGAUGUACCAAACAUGGGCUGAAACAGUUUCGUUCCAGAAAUGUGGUUGUAACGGUGCCAUUCAGAAUAUCGUUCUCUAAAAUGGUUGCUCGACCAGAAGAUAGUGUUGUUCUGCGGCUAAGUAGUGGGAAGGGUGUUGAAUUAAACUGUGGUGGAUGUCCAGAGUAUGCGGUUGAUCCCAGGGUUAUCUGUGAUUAUCCAGACCCAACAACAACACCAGAUCCAGAUAACGAUACGGCGGCAAUAGCAGCAGGUGUAAUGGGUAGUUUAGUUUUCAUAUUCCUGAUCGCCUGUAUUGUGUGGAUGUGUAAAAAGAAAAAGAAAAAAAAGAUAAAUGAUGACGGCUUCUAA
Molecule: messenger RNA, 1722 nt
Organism: Lottia gigantea (owl limpet)
Lineage: Eukaryota; Metazoa; Mollusca; Gastropoda; Lottiidae
Exons: 10
Coding region: 1-1722 (573 amino acids)
Source: RefSeq, a predicted model, not a curated record